Molecule: messenger RNA, 911 nt
Organism: Zingiber officinale
Lineage: Eukaryota; Viridiplantae; Streptophyta; Magnoliopsida; Zingiberales; Zingiberaceae
Product: myb-related protein 308-like
Exons: 3
Coding region: 39-713 (224 amino acids)
Source: RefSeq, a predicted model, not a curated record
ACUCACUCAGCUCAGCUCAGCUCAGUUCGGUGAUCUCAAUGGGAAGGUCUCCCUGCUGCGACCAGCCCCACACCAACAAAGGAGCUUGGACGAGGGAGGAAGACGACAGGCUCGUCGCUUACAUCCAGGCCCACGGCGAAGGAUGCUGGAGAUCGCUCCCUAAGGCCGCAGGCCUUCUGCGAUGCGGCAAGAGCUGCCGCCUCCGGUGGAUGAACUACCUCCGGCCAGACCUUAAGAGAGGAAACUUCACCGAGGAAGAGGACGAGCUCAUCGUCAAGCUCCACGCUUUGCUCGGAAACAAAUGGUCGGUGAUCGCGGCUAGACUGCCAGGACGGACGGACAACGAGAUCAAGAACUAUUGGAACACGCAUAUCAAGCGGAAGCUCGUCGGCCAGGGACUCGAUCCGCAGACGCACCGCCCGCUCGUGACGAGGAAGGACGAGAUCAGCAGCACAGACGAGGGCGGCGACCUCGACCUCGACCUCACCAUCAGCCUUCGCCUCCCGGCCGCUUCCGGCAACGGUGGUGCCAAUUGGCGAGCGACUUGGCCGGAGGUGGCGACGCCGCCGCCGCCUCCCGGCCCGCUGUGCGCUCCGACCAUUUGCUUCUGCUACCAUCUUGGCUUCCGCAGCGACCAAGCCUGCAGCUGCCAGCCGGCGAGCUCGAGCGGCCACUUUCAUGGAUACUAUACGGGUUCACUGUAUAAAAUUUAGUAUGCUGCCAUUGUCGACAGACGAUUGGUGCUUAAUCUUACUACUCCGGGGCCGUGGUUUGGUAGGCGAUUCUGGCAUGGAUGUAGACAUGUCGUCGUCUUCAUUUAGAUUGAUGUGCAAUCUGUUUUAUUUUGUUUUGUUUUAUUUUUUUUUUUCCUCCUUGGAAAAGAAAUAUUUUCCUGAGAGCAAAAUUUGUUG